Messenger RNA from Habropoda laboriosa, 2751 nucleotides. RefSeq names its product integrator complex subunit 4 (gene IntS4). The transcript has 7 exons. Gene Ontology annotation, biological process: snRNA processing. Bases 1 to 2751 code for a protein of 916 amino acids. Gene Ontology annotation, cellular component: integrator complex. The record is from RefSeq and is a predicted model, not a curated record. NCBI's taxonomy places the organism in Eukaryota, Metazoa, Arthropoda, Insecta, Hymenoptera, Apidae.
AUGGCAGCUUUAAUGAAGAAAAGAGUAUUAGCAGAAUUUAAUCAAAGUCAGGUUGUAAAUGAACCACCAUUAAAAAGGUUAAGGACUUUGCGCCUUGUAUCUAGUUCAGGGAAUAAAAAUGGAACAGAAGGAAGUUCAGCAUUAGCUUACAUUGAGUGCCUUGAAAAAUGUAAAUGUGGCAAUGACGCUUUACAGCUUCUUGUCCGUAUAUCUGAUACAAUAGCAUACAUCUCCCCAGAAGAUGUUCCUUCUGUGGUAAAAAAAUUGUCAGAGAGAUUUGCUAUAGAAACAGAGGCAGCAGUUCGUGCCAAAAUACUUUGGAUAUUUGCAGAAUUAGGAGAAGUAACAAAUGAUUCAGCAGAAAAGACACGAAUUGUUAGUGAAACUGCUGAGCUUUUAAGAAAUGAAGAAUCACAUAGAGUAAAAAGCCAGGGUUUAGCAACAUUGUUAAAGCUAGGAGAUUAUCAUAGGACACUUGUAUUGAAGAUUGCUAGAGAGCAUUUACCAGAUACCUGGCAUGGUGUACAAACACGUUGCCUCUCUAUCAUUGGCAGAUAUUUAACUGCAAAUACUGCAGAUGAUACUUUGAUAUUAGUUGGUAAUUAUGCACGUUCCCAGGAUCCAAGAGUACGUGCUCAAGCAUUUGAGACAAUGGCUGAACUUCAUUCUCAUAGAGGUUGCAGAUUACCUGCAAGCUUUUUUGGAGAAGCUUGUGCUGCACUUAGGGAUGAUUAUGAAAUAGUUCGUAGAACUGUUCUUAAAUUAAUAUGGCUAUUAGGUAGAGAAUAUCCAGAAAAUAUUAUCGUGGGAGCCGAUGGGGAAGAUAUACGCAUGGUAGAUUGUGCAUUUUCCCAAAUUUGUAGUCUUAUGGGCGAUUUAUCGGCUAGAGUUAGAGCUUCGGCAAUGUCUCUCCUAGGAACAAUGAAAGGUGUAUCACAAAGAUACAUAGAACAAGCAUUGGAUAAAAAACAAAAAGUUGUAGAAGCAGAUAGGCCAGAAGUAGAAGAAAAGAGUGGUUCUUGUGGUGCAUUUAUUCAUGGCUUGGAAGAUGAAUUUUUAGAGGUAAGAACAGCAGCAGUUGAAGCUCUUUGCACAUUAUCCUUGGAGCAACCAAACAUAGCUAGAGUUUCGUUAGACUUUAUGGUCGAUAUGUUUAACGAUGAAAUUCAAGAUGUGCGAUUGAGAGCUAUUGAGUCGUUGAGGAAAAUGUCCGCAAGCGUAACGCUUCGUGAAGAUCAAUUAGAGACAAUUUUGGGAGCACUAGAAGAUUUUUCAGGCGAAGUGCGAGAAGGUUUACACGCUACUUUGGCAGCUAGUCGACUUGCUACAAGGAAUUGCCUUCAUAUGUGUGUAAAUCGUCUUCUCGAUAACUUAACUCGCUAUCCACAAGACAAAGAAAGUAUUAGAAACUGUUUAGCUGCACUGGGAGCCUCGCAUCCUUAUUUAACGUUGCCUUUGGUGCCGCAACUUCUUGGACGACAUCCAUUUUUUGAUACACCUGAACCGGACGUCGAUGAACCGUCUUAUGCCAGCGUGCUAGUUCUGAUAUUCAAUGCAGCGCUGCAUUGUCCAAGCAUGCAUGCUCUUUUUACAGAACAUGCAUCCAAACAUUAUCAUUACUUACGCGACACUAUGCCGCAUUUGGUUCCCCGAUUGCGACCAACUGUACUAAGUGGACUAGACAUUGGAAAGGAAGAUAAAACAGACGAAGAAGCUGAACGUGGGAAAGAAUUCUUAGAAAAGGUAGUAACGGGUGUUGAAAAUGCAAGGCCCGGUGGCAGAGUGCACACGCAACUCUUGGAAGCUGCAGCCAUUGAUCUCGAUCGUCUAGCAGAGAUGGAUUAUCGCAUGGAGGGAGCUGCGCGUUUCACUACACUGUAUAUAAGAUGCUUGCUACUUUUAAAAUCCGUGUUGAAAGAAUUUUCAAUGUCGUCCACGAAUUCGGUAUCGACGAAUCCAUUAACGAACACAACUACCAACGUUUCGGUUCUUCUUCAGAAUACCCAGAAAUUACAACGAUUAUUUAGUGGAUUAGGUGAAAACGAAAUGAUACUGGCCAAUGACGUAUGGCUGAAAGCACUGGCGGUAGAAUUAAUUCGAGUAACAAGAAGUGUCACAGGAAGAAGUGCACUUCCACUCGCGCGCCACUUUUUAUCUGAAGCUGACACUCUACCUCAGGAUACGGCAAAAUUGCCAUCUUUCUCCAGAGCUCUUGUUCUUCAAAUUCCUACUUUAGUAGAUGUAAAACCAGGAUCUUUAACGCGAAUGCUGUUACCAUUACUUUUAACACCUGCGUCGCAAGGAGAAGAACGACUUCCAAGGCCAUCGGUGUCUACUCGGUUCUGUAGAGCGAUUAUCGAAGAGCCUAGAGGCGAUGCAGAUGCUGCUUUGAAGUUUACAGGCGGUCUUCUACUUGGAAUCCCACUCACAGCAAAAAUACUGAAUCUACGAGAUUCUAGUAUACUACGUAUUAAACUAAGGCACCCUGAUCAGCAAGUGCAAUUGCUAUUACCCCGUCAAUCGGACUUACGACUGCAGAACACCGAGCAAAGUGACUACAGAUUGAAAACUACGGUUCUACUGUCGCAUCAGGUUUGGAUGGAAGCCUGCAAUGUAGAAAUAUCUCUAGCACUUCUCGUGCCGUCUUCAUCUGUAUGCACCCAUUCUCCUCUUGACGAUCCAUGUGUCAUAGAUGUUUGUAAACCCACUAAAGUAUCGAUUGCACCGAAACCCAUAAAGAGGGGCAUCUAA